Molecule: messenger RNA, 321 nt
Organism: Striga asiatica
Lineage: Eukaryota; Viridiplantae; Streptophyta; Magnoliopsida; Lamiales; Orobanchaceae
Source: the annotation of a GenBank genome assembly
AUGGAAGAUUCCCAAGUGAAGGUAUACGGCAAUUGGGCUAGCGCCUAUGUGUACAGGGUGACAUGGGCACUCAAGAUGAAGAAGAUAGAGUACGAGUACAUAGAAGAGGACCUGUCCAAUAAGAGCCCGUCACUUUUGGAGUACAACCCGGUUCACAAGAAGGUGCCGGUCCUCGUCCACGGCGGGCGGCCGGUGGCUGAGUCGGACGUGAUACUCGAGUACAUUGAGGAGGCAUGGCCCGAUCGUGGGCCCGCUUUACUUCCGGAGGAUCCUUACGAGAGGGCCACGGCACGAUUUUGGAUCGAUUUUGGUCGACAAAAG